This is a messenger RNA of Pocillopora meandrina, 15094 nucleotides long. The record is from the annotation of a GenBank genome assembly. Lineage: Eukaryota; Metazoa; Cnidaria; Anthozoa; Scleractinia; Pocilloporidae.
GUGAUUCAACAUGGCGGUUAAAAACGGUGCAUACAGUCUGGAGGAAAAACGGGAAGCUGUGGCUUUUUUUAACAAGAAUGAAGUGCCAAAACAGAUUGAGGAUCUUUUGAAUAAGAUGUUCAAGGAGAAACCCAAUGAUGUUUUUGGAUACAUGGUACGUAUAUUCUUUCCUGUGCUUUUUUUUUUUUCGCGUCAGCUUACGGAGACAACAGUCUUGCACGUUAUUUACUAAUUCAUUCUACGAGUAUAUACAUUUAGUUUUGGGAUUAAUCAGCACAUAUAAAUUUGACGAAAAAAUUUGAUAGAUCCUCACUCUCUCUGUUAACAUGGAAUGUGUUGGGAUGUUUUCAUUCUUUCACAUUUUGAUACGUUGAUGUUACAGAUUUGAUUCAAACAACAGAAACUGUGAGUUUACUGCAUUUCUUUUUGUUCCCACGGUGGCAUGUAAAACACACAUGCCCCGUCAUGGCAAAUUAUUUUAGAGAUUCAUCUACAAUGCAGCACACCUUUUUACUUGUCAGCUUGGUGAUUUUUACGUAUCGAUCAAAUAUUGAGACAGUUACAUCUCCAUCUAAGUAACAUAUUUAUUGGGCAUUGGAGAUCAGAAUAUUAUUCAGCUACAAAUGAUGUAAUUUACCGUUCAAAAGUAAGUUGACAGUCUCGACUCAAAACGCGAUCCUCGAUGCUUGAAACUAUCGAGAAUCGAGAAUCGAGGAUCGAGACGCUAGUAGAACUUUUCGAGUAUUGAGAGCGCAUUUUGGAGGAAACGAUUAUUUCAAGCAAGCAAAACAGUAGCUAAAGAUAAAGCACUUGACAUGCUCCUCCAUGACACAGGCAGCUUGCAUGUAUGCAAAUAUACAAAAAUUAUGUACUUCUGAUUGGCUGAACAUAAGUUCAAAGUUGUAAUACAAGUGCAGAUUACAAUUAGUGCUCACAUCCUUUCAAAAUUUCUGUCUGUCUUGGCUUUCUCAGAUGUUUUUUCAUGUAAAUAGUUUUAACAAGAAUUAUAACAUAAUUUUUCUUCAAAUUUCACAGUUUCCCUAUGGGCUCCUGCAAUUUUUUUGUUUUUGAAAAAUUUAUUUGUGCUUAUUAGCACCAAAUUGCACUCAAAAUCAUGUUGUAGACUAUACAAAUUGCAGAAUUCUCUAAUUUGGUGAAAAUUUUGGAACCUGAGUCAUCUUUUGUGCAAACUUGAACAGCCAUAAGGUUUAUUAUAUCUCUCAGUUAGUGCACAUAAUAUUAUUGGCCAAUAUAGAGAGCUGUAUUUCACUGUAUGGCUGGCUGCAUGUAAAUUCAAGAGUUUGUUUGAAUUGAAAUCUUUCUUCUCUAUUUGAACCCAGAGAUAUAAUAAAUAUCUCACUAACCUUAUUUUCUUGGUCUGUACUGUAAGUUAUGGAACCUCGAUUUUUGUACUUGGAUUUAUAACUUGUGCCAUAAAUAAACUUAAGUGCUGUACUGAAUUCCACUUUCUUUGCAGAAAAUGAAAAUGCAAUUAACCCAUGUAAACUCAUUUUAAAUACAUUGGCCUGGGCCAGGAGGGAAUAGGUAAUUUUAGGUUCCCUCAAGAUAUAACUUAUGUUUAGAGUUACAUUGAGAGAGCUGGUAUGAAAAACUUGGAUAAAACUGAUGAGGAGAAUAUGUGAAAGUCAGUUUAUGUAACUUUCUGAUUUCCAGGCAUGUAACUAAGAUGCUGUCUUAUUCACUGUCAUAGACUAUCAGGUCAUUAAUGAUAGUUUCAUUUGAUGUUUACAGGGAGAAUAUUUUGGGAAACGUUCCAAAACACCAACAAUAUCUAAGGUAUCUUACUUAGCUUGUGUUUUAAUAUUAACACCACAAUGGUAGUUAGAACCAGUGAUUAUUAUUUGCUCCCAUACCUUUUCACAAUUAUGUUAUGUAAUUAAAAGUGAGUUUUUGGUGUUCUCUAUUGUGUAUAGUGUCUUAAUUCAAACAUUAAACCUUCAGUUGGUAGUGUAGCAGUUUGUGCACAGGAUUCUUUGGCAGCCUGUGCUAUGUUGGCCAUAAAGAAAAGGAUUUUUUGCUAUUUUGAUGGCUUUGAUUUUAAACCUACUUUCCUUUCCACUGGAAGUUCCAUUAUGUGUUUGUGCAUCCUAUUUAUAAAAUUUUUGAUUUGGGUCUGGAACUUCAUCCUUGCCUUCCUUUCCAAGGUUUUCAUUUUGUUCAGCUUACUCAGAUUUUUUUCUGAAAUGACAUACUUGCUCUAACUUUUUAGAUGUAUGUACUUUAAAACUGCACAUGAACAUGCUUUUAUUAUUUAUGAUUUGUGGGCACACUUCACUGCUACUCUUUAUUCUUUCAUACGAUGAUAAUGAAUACAAGACAAUGAAAGUGUCAAAAUCAAACUGAUUUGAAAAAUUGUUUUAUCAAGAAAUAUUUUAACCACAACACAAAACAAGCGUGGGGAUUUUAAUCCUGAUUUUUUAAUCAGUACUUUUGUUAUAGUGAUUACUGUUUUAAUAUAACGAUUAAGUGCUUACAAAUUGUAAUCAUCCUAACAGAAAGAAACUAAUCCUGAUUAGCUUAGCUGAUUUGAUUUGUUCCAUUAUAUUGCUGACAGGUCUCAGCGAUAGAAAUCCUCAGUACCCGAGGAUUCCCAACCUUUGAAGUUAGCUUUGACUGCACCGUCAAUGGACUCUCAAAGGUACAGUGUUGGUGUAUUGAAUGAUUGACGUCAUCUGUGUUUAAUUUGCUUCCCUCCUUAUUAUAUUUUUGACGAGAGUUAUAUUUAAAAAUUAUUUACUGAAGUGGAGGUGGCUAGUGAUGGAUACACUGCUAGCCACCAUUACACCAAGGUGAAUAAUUUUUUUAGUGUAUACACAAAUAGUGAGACAUUCGUUUAUUCCCACUAUGGUUACAACAUUUUGGGGCACAGAUCCUGCAUGAGUUUUUCAGAGGUGAAUAAUGAAGGAAUUCAGAGUUUGAGUAACCAAUUAGAGAGCUCCUUUAACAUUAUCCUCUGUUUUAGUAUAAACUAAAUUUAUAUGUCUUUUCAGCCCAUAGCAAGUGUUGUAUCCCUUAUUGAUUCCAGUCCCCCAGCAGACUCUUUGAGCUCCAAGAUGGUCAAAACCCCAGACGUGAAAACCAAGACACCUGUCACUGAGCAAUCCAAACAGCAAAAGGGGGCAGAGACUGCUGUUAUGACCACUGUAGGGGAAUCCAUUAGUCCAGCCCCAGGACUAGAUGUGGCAGAGUCAAUUGAGAGAAUCACUGAUACUAUUGCACCACGUAUUGUGGGACUGGACCCAACUGAUCAAAUGAAGAUAGAUGAGAUGCUACAGUAAGGGAGUUUACAUGAUUUUGUUGAAUUAUGAAAAGAAAAAAAUUGUUCAUGUUCAGUGUGGGCUCCAAGUUAGUACUUUUUGGCCCAGCAGUGAAGACACAAUAUGCAGUUGGUACAUGUACUUACUGAAAAGAAUUCUAGACUUAGGGUAGACUCUGGUUUCCAUAUUGACCAAACAAAACAAAUUCAUCACAUUUCUUUUUGAAUUUCUGUAGUACGAUGCAAAAAUAAAUCAGCAGUGUAUUGUUAAUGAUAUCAUAGUAGAAAAGGCUUUAUCAUUUUAAACUAAGUUAAUUUAUGGUAUUUGUUAGAUCCCACAGCGGGACCAUCAGCCACAGAUCAUUCAAAAUGGUGUUUGGAUGAAAGUUAGAUUGGUGAUAAAAUCUAGGAUAGAUUACCUUACGGUCUUUGUAAAACAGAGCCUUUUUAGCCUAACCUGUCUUGUUUUUGAUGUUUCAAAGGUAAAGUUGAUAUACCACUUACACCCAAAAAGAGGGGUCAUGGAAAAAAAUUCCAUCUUGUCCAAAUGGUUUUCAUCAGUAUUUCAAUGGUUUCUGAGGGCUGAGAUUCCCCUGUGUUGUCAUGUAAUCUAAAAUUAGCAGAUUACCCCUUACACCAUUCCCAGGUUUGUAAUACCAAUUAAGAGGAGUAGGAAGCUUCCUUUUUUCUUGUCAGGCAAGGCUAUCUAGGUAAUUGAAGCUGAAAGGUGAUUGGGGAUUAAAAUUUGUCUGAGCUGUAUUGCUUCUGUGAAAAUCAGUAUUAUCCCCUCCCCUUUUCCCGGCCCCCCAGUAGGUGGGUCACUUUGAGUAUGAAAGUUUCCUACCUCACCCCACCCCUCCCCCUUCACCUAAUUCUUGUUUGUACCAAGUCACGUACACAUCGAAAUGUACUCUGCUUUCAAUUUAGGAAAAUGUUAGAAGAAGAAAGGCAGUCACUACAUAUUAAUAACAAUGACAGUGAUAAAGAUCAAACUGAGGAAGAACUGGAGCCUGAAAAAGCUGAGGACUCAAACAAGAAGUCAAAUAUGUCCAGAGGAGAGAGCAAACAGUCGCAAAUUUCACAGGAUACUAGCAAGAAAGGAGACAGCAAAAGAGGAACAGCUGGCAUCAAAGAGUCACAAGUACAAGUGGUGCCUGAUUUGGAGGAAGAGGAGAUCUGCAGAGAUGCGGCUAUAAUUGGUGUUUCGAUGGGGACGGUAGUCACCGGGGCAAAAAUUAAAGGACUCUCUUUGUACCAACAUCUUGCUAAACUUGUUGGAAAAGAGGUAAAUAUGCAUUCUAUAACUUCUCGUGCUUCACUUGGUGUGAGAAGGCGGGCAAAACCAGUUACUUCACUAACGAGUUGGUUUUCAAGACAAGUAAAGGGGAACCUUGGAAAAAUAUUUUGAAGAAGGGAGAUGAAGUUUGGUUCUUGGUUCGAAUUCCUUUAACAAGAACAGUGUGCAGCGUUCUCCUUUUCAGGCCGUAACCGGUACAAUUAACCUCCUGUAGUGCCUCUUAUUACCGCCUAAAAUCGCUUAGAAUUCUUGAAAAUCCAGCUUGUAGAAAGAUUACUCUACCGAUUUCUGUAACCUUUCGUGCUUAAAGUAGGGGAGAACUCUGAGUGUGAGAAGGUAGUGGUUUACUGCUGAUCGAAAAGGGCAUCCUUGUUAAACUAGAAAGCCACACUCUUUAAGGAUUGCUUUCGACAUCUCUCCUACAUAACGUGGGCGUUAUAUAGGAGAGUGAUAUAAAGUUGUGCAUUUGACUAGCCAAGAGAGUGGCGCGAAUUUCUGAUGCAAUCCUGAAUCACUUUUGACACAAUUGAAAAUGCUCCAUACAGUAACUAACUCUUACAAAGCACAGUUUUUGAUGCAGCAAAUUUUUGUUUUUGCAGACUGAUGAUAACUUUACUGUACCUAUUCCAAUGAUGACAUUAUUGACGAGUGGAAAGCAGGCUGCGGGAAAGCAAAAUCUUAUCAAAGAAGUUCUCAUUUUACCUCAGCCAGGAACGCCCAUGAAAAAGGUACUGUGCUUAAAACUAACCACUUUUGAUAGUUUAGUUUUUGGUUUAAAUUACUAAGCGUUUUACCACCGCUCAAAGACUUCAUGGUUGGAAAACGAUUCAACGAAACACUUUGUGAAACGGGGUGAGUUUUAACCAAAACAUUGUCAUGGCUUUAAAGGGAGCGAACAUAGGUAAAUUGUUUAGUUAACCAAGGUGAAAUAAAAUCAAAUCAACCCACUUAGUUGGAUUGCAAUACAGAGUUUUAAGGUUGAGGAUUUAAGAACUUGUCGUUAUAUUCUAUCUAUCAGGCCUUGCACCAGCUGACCAACAUCCAUCAGCAGAUGGGCGAGACUCUUGUUCAAAAAUACGGAGUAAGUUUUGCUUGUUUUUUAUUUCCUCCCAGCCCGUUUUUUUGUCACCUUUGAAUUCGAAUUCUUUUAUAUCUUUCUCCAGCCUUCUGGUCGGUGUGUUACUGAUGAUGGUAGCUAUUCCCCUUCAAUGGAUAAGCCAGAGCAGGCUUUAGAUUUUGUUCAAGACGCAGUGUCUUCAUGCGGCUAUAGCCUGGGUACUGAUGUUCACAUCGCACUCAACUGCGCAGCCUCAGAAAUUUAUGACCAGGUGAGAAUUUGAACUGAGGGGGAAAAGGAAGAGUGCUGUGGUAUAUUGUUUCUUGAACACUGAGUUCUUUUAUCAUGAUUAUGUUGUUUCAACAUCCUGCAAAAUACUAUAUUUUUUCUGAAAUCGUUGUCAUUUGUUUUGAACUUUUGGUAGAGUUGUGGGUUCAACUUAUUUAGUGUCGAUCGUUUGUUUAAUCCUAGCCGCAGCGUCGUGGAAACAAGAAGUCAAAACUUGUUAGUAGCGAUAGAAGUUUUAUCAGUAUCACUACUUACAGAGUUGUUGAAUAAACGAGUUUCUCUUUAUUGCAAAACGUUUCCAAUUAUACGAUUGAAUCAGCGGAGGCAAUUUAAUACCCCAUUCAAACCAACAACACAAUUGUAGUUAGACUAGGUUUAACUGAAUGAAAAAAAUGAAGGAGAACUGAAAAACUGAACUUUCCAUAAGUUGUAAGUAGUCUCUAACUUGUAUGUUGAAUUUGCUAAAUUUGAAGUUGACAAACAUCAUUUUAAAUAGCUUCUACAGAGAAAACGAUUUAUAACCGUGUUUACGAAACACAUUAAAACAUGUUUAACCUUUGGUGUGAAUGGGGUACCAGCCUAGUAAUUCAGUGAAUAACACUGACAAAUAAGUCAUGAACCAGGUUGUAAACGCAGUUUUGGUUUCAUCUUAAACAAAUGCGUGCAUGUAUGCGUUUAUGGUUAACUGUGGUUGAGGUGGGUGCUGCAUGUAGAGUUUUUUAUCGCUCUGUUGUGUGACUCCUUAGCAUAAAUAGACGUUUGUGAGUUCGUGACUCUUUAAGUUGCUACAAGUGUGGUUGUUUGCCCGCGGUCGUGAGCGAGUAAGUGACACACUAUCAGCGCUACUCAUUUGUUAUCGGCGAAAUCUAUGAGCAUGAAUCGAAAAAUCUAUUCUUUUUCGCAGGAAAAACUAAAGUAUGAGAUAAUGGCAAACGCCUUCAAGAGUCUGGACGAUGUGAUCAACCUGUACUGUGAACUUCACGAGAGAUACCUUGGAAUCAUAGCUAUCAUUGAUGGUGUCAGGAGUCCGGUCAGUGUUGUGAUGCGUGUAAAUUGGGGUUUAAGACUUACCUUCGCUUUAAGGAGUUAUGUCAGUGUUUUUGCAUCUCCCAAAGAAUGGUAGCCUAAAUUUUCAAGUCGAUCCUUAGUAAUCCGUCUUAAUCCUUCAACCCUAUGAGCGAUAAACAUCUAAUUUUUUCCCAACAGUUUCUCCCCUAAAUCAUUAAUAAGGACUUGAGAAUAAACGAAAUGAUCACGAAAGAAGCUCAUGAUUGUUAAACAAAUUCUCUUUGUAAGUACCACAGGAAAUGUAUAGAGAACAGUAUGGAGAAUAUGCAUACUGAUGUUAGAGUGUAAAGGGUUUAACUUCUUCAUCCACUUAUCCUUGUUCCUGCUCGCUUUUCUUUUGCGCUUUUCGUGUUUUUUGAUCUUACCGAACCGACGUUUCAGUUUGGAAGCAGUUUCGUUGUUAACUCAUGAUUCCUUACUUGAAAAUUUACCAAAACCUUUAGGACAGGGAGGGCUGGAAGAAACUCAGUCAGAGGAUUGGAGAGAAGUGUUUCAUUGUUGGCAGUGAAUUGUACAGAAAACAUUCCAGUGUUUUGGACAGUGGAGUCACCGACAAACUCAGUAGCGUUGUAGCUCUAAGCCUGGAUCAAGCCAACACUAUUACAGGAUUGUCUCAAAUGGCCAGGACCGUCACAGGUUGGUUAAAUGAACAAACUGAGAGAAAAUGCAGCCUUGUGAGUUUAAAUGAUCCAGGGAUUUUGCUGGGCCCUUGGUGUAGGUCAGAGGCGCUGCUAAGCAACAUCCUAAUGGUUCCAUGCUGACCGUCCAUGACAGACGGCACCGUUCACAAAAUAAUUUGCCCAAUUUUCUCUUAUUCCUUUUAAUACUUUGGCUAUGAAGUGUUAUUCACGCAACUUUUCUUAUAAACUGAAUUUUUUCGUUCAAGUUUAUUUACUUAUCCACGAUUUUUUUUAGAUCAGGGAGGUCUCAUUGCACUGGCAGAUGGACCAUGUGCAGAUUCUUCUUCUAUUCUAGUGGAUCUGGUGAGUUUUGUUGACUUUUUCACUCACAUAGAAUCAAAUUUACCUUUACUUAUCUAAACUUAAGUUGUAACCUAGUUUUGAUUGGCAGUGAUUGUCUACGCCAGAAGUAAAUAUAUUGUAAUGGUUUUCUUAACAAAGCGACUAUUUAUAGCUGACCUGUAACGGAGAAGACCCGACGAGGGGAUGGAGAGAUGGAAGUAAUGCUUUGGUGCAACACAAAAGCUAUAUUUUGAUUGGUCUUAGGAACAAAUGUCAAAAGCAACUAGACACAACAUUUGCUACACGUCUACUUUGCAGUACGCCUUAUUCGGUCUACAGAUUUUACGUCAUUCUCGUCAUCAGUCAACAGAUAAACUAAAACUAAUCAUGACUUGGUCAUUCACUUUUCCCACGGCUGAAAGGUCGUUUAUGUGAGUUUGCUUUGACUGCUUAUCGGUGCCUUGUUAGCACCUUAGGAAAUGUGUAGAGAACAGUAUGGAGAAUAUGCAUAUUGAUGUGAGGGUAUCGGUUUUUUUUUUUAAUUUAUUCCGCUAUUCCUUUUUUUCGUUAAAGACAGGAGGAAAGAACUGUUUAUUUUGAUGUGCUUAAAAUAGUUUCUUCUUUUUUUUCGAGUUAUCACUAGCUCGGUUUGGCUUACUACUCGCCUAUUUUAACUCAUUAUUUUUCCAGGGAAUGCUUGAUAGAACAAGCAGUUAAUUUUUCUUAUAGGGCUAGAAAACUUAAGGGCAAUAUUCAAACAUCAGGUUAACCUAAAACUUGAAGAAAUUGGUAGCUUUGUGAUUCAUAAAUGUUGAUCAAGAAAUAUUGAUCGUAGUACUAUUCAAUGAAAAAAUUACGUACGAGUUGAUGUCAGUACUCUCCGGUCAGUAUGGAUCAGAUAGUAGAGGUUAAAAGGAUAUUGGAAAUGCAUCCAUUAAGAGAAGAUUGAGUAAAAUUUUCCUUUUUUAAGCGGUGGUGUGCUCUAUGUACUUCAUGUUCUUUGCCUUCUUGGCAAGUUUCUGUUUGUGAUUUUCUUCUCAAGGGUUGUUUAAAGGACCCUUCAUGAAUAUGGCUGCAAAAGGCAGGUAAUGGUUUUCAGGCAUGUCGCGUGAAUUCCUCUCCCUCUUUCCUCCUCCAUCCUUUCUUUCUUUCUUCCUUUCUUUCUUUCUUCCUUCCUUCCUUCCCAACUGCCGGUAAACGUGCUAGCGUCAAAUACUACACUGCCAUCAAUCAUCUCUAUGUAAUCAACGGUAUAUAGUCGACUUGUGGCUGUGAUAAGUCCAUCCCUGUCACUUGUGAUAUCCACUGCAGAUGGUUCACUACCCGUGUGUACACACCAUAUUUGUAAGGUACACCGCAGCCAAUGUGUCCAAAGGACGCCACUCCUGUCAGGAACCACCUCUUUCCAUCUCCUUGGCACAUUAGUGGUCCUGAAAAAGGAAGGACACUUGUUAUUCCUGAAGACAAAUUACUCAGGUAUACAAAAGGUUUUAGGUGGUCGACGUCCGUUGCUUCUUUAAGAUCGUGCCUGUGACAGCCGUAACUCCAAAGGAAUCAUGACUUAACGAUCGAGAUUUACGUGGUCUAAAAAACGCUGAAAAGGGGGGAUUUGGAGUUAUGUUUUGCAGAUAUCAAGGUCGUCCAAUGUAGGUAGUCUGGAGGUGGUUCAAAUUGUCCAUCAAAGUUAUUAUCUAGGUGUUUAUGAUUCUCAGUGCUCGAUGGCGAUGCAACCUCGUUUCCUCUAUUUCUAGAUAUUGUAAACCCCAUGAAUACAUAUGACUGAUGCAUGGAAAAAUGUUUUCAGUUGUAAGUAGGGGGCUCGUUUCACUUUCCUUCGAAUUCUGUAUUUUUUAGUGUUAAAAAAGUCCAUCUCACCUCCACUGUCUCCCUCGCAAGUAUCGACACCCCCCUGUUUGUAUCCAGCACAGAUCAAGUUGCCACCAAUAACUCCACUAUAUGACUUGGGGCCAUUGCACUGUUCAUGCGACACAAGUGGUAAAGCGGCUUCGUGAAGAAUUCUUGUAGCAGGGCCUUUUACUUUCUUAGUGCCCCAGCCAGCGAUAUAACACAUCGUGCCUAAGAACAAAACAAACUAGAUAGGUAAAUAGAUCAAAAUUGAAGUUAUGCUCUGAUUAUUGUUAUGUUUUAUGGGAGCGUGGUGUACUUUGUUUCACUACUUUUUUUAAUGAUUUUUGGUUGUUUCCAAAACGUCGUGCCACCCACUCGAUUAGUCUGUAGCUUGUGUACCAAGCGUGUUUCCCUCUCCAAGGACAUAAAUUUUUCCGUUCUAAUUGGUUGAAGAUCAAGUUUGCAGCGUCACUAACAACAUCUGAAAAAAAAUUACUUAAACAUGCAAAUUGUAAAAACUAACAGACAAGAAACGAUAAGUUCCCAUUCUUCUUACCAGCUUUAAAGAGUUGCCCAUUAUCAAGACACAUGCUUUUCACAUUUGAAGUAAAGUUGACCGGACUGCUAAGCUCUAUUAAAGCGAUGUCGUGUUUUGAAUAAAUUUGCUUUCCGUUGGGCGUAUUUUCCACUCCUAUGUCCCAUUUAGGAUGCAGCACAACUUUCUUUACGUUUAGAUCCUCCUCUGUUCCUUCAGGCUGAUCCAAAUUAUGUUCACCAACGCGCACCUUGAAUUAAAGGUUUGUUUUUAGAUUUUGACUUGUAAUUUAACCCUCAAACACUAAAAGUGACUGGCUCUUACUAUCUCCUUACAGUAUCACCCUUGAAUCAAAUUUGAAGAUCACGAGAACAUUAUAUUCAUCAUCUUUAAGUGUCUCCACUGUGUACGAGGUUUCGUCUGAAAUGUUCGAGGUGAUUUUUGCUAGAGAUACCGCAUUUGAUGUCAAUAGACAAUGGAAAAUUCUGGUCGAUAUAUCAAUAGUUACGAGGAAUACAUUACCUUCAGCAUCUCUGGAUAUUUACUGGCUGCUGCUAGUAUGGGUCCAAUAUUGGCAAUGGUGCAGUGAGCUGCGGUGAUGACCCAGCGGUCCGAUAUAAGGGCGGCCCCACAUUUGAAAUACUCUCCCAGCCCCGUGACAAAAAUGCUCGUCAUCCAGGGCCAGCUGCCGGGCUUAGCUUCAUGUCCUCCAGUGAUCCUUUUAUCACUUGACUGCUCGGCCCAUUUUGGUCUUACACCACAAAGCUCUUAGAGAGAAGAUGCAAAGGAAAAGGUAGAGUUAGGAAGCUUCCCCUGAGACUGUUCAGUCUGAAUUUCGGAGUUUAGACAGUAAAUCCUCGAAUAAGCCCGGGCGCUAAUUUCCAGUUUGUAAAGGUACUAGUGUAGGUCUGUUUGGUAAAGAACUGCAUUUGUGGUAACCUGUCAACCCCCAGAAGUGAUAACUUCUCCCUAUAAUAUCCAUACGUCGUCCAGCAAACAGGUAAUGAGAAUACUCGAACUUAUCAGGUAAAAAUAGUUAUCUUUAUCUAAUUCUCGUAACUAAUUUGAACAGAAAUGUGUAGCAGCUAGACGGGGGAAUUAAAAAAUCAGAUAUUUAAAGUUAAAGGGUUCAUAGUGAAAGACUUCGGCAAACGUCAUAACAUUGCGGUGUAUUUCCACCCGAAGGCCUUCACUCAUUCCGGAAUUUCUUUUUCAAAGAGCACUGUAUUAAUUCAGCAAUUGGUUUACUAGGUUUCGAUAGGCCUCUCUGUAGUAGUUAUUCAAGAAGCUAUAAAAGUCAAUUUUGUGGACAAUAUUUUUGUUUAUCGGUGUAAAGUGGAUCUUCGCAAUUCAAUCAGUUUAGCUUGGUUCCAUUUCAAUUUUGAGUUGGCUGUACAGUUUUGUGACAUGAAGAUGAAAUCGAGGUCUCCAUGGCAAAAGCGUUGUCUGAAAUUCGCUAAGAACUUUGUACGGGUAGGAAAAGUAGGUCAGACUCGAUCUUCUUUGACGUCACAUAAAAACCCGUCAUACGACCUGCUUAAUCUGAGACCGCGAGAGUUAGAAAAAAAACUCGGCUAAUUCGUUUACUUCACCCACACCUUUUGUUUAGUUUCAAAUAUAUAACGAAACGGUAUUUUUGUGUCCAGAAACGCAAGUUUUUCUUGGUGUUGAAUCGUUGAUGAAGGAGGCCGAUAGCUUAGAACACUCCAAACCGCUAGAUUGCUUUUGUUGACCAACCAUUUAGCUGAAGACAGGUUUAAGCAGCGGAACAAAAUUCCUCAUGGGUUUUUUACCUUGCUGAAGGAGUAGAAAUUAAGUAAGAUGAAACUUUUUACGUUUCAGAGCCGUUCUUAGCAACUCUAACAAGCAAACCUUGCGUAGUAUAGAAUCGAAGGUAUUAGAUGUGACGGUCAAAAUGUUCACCGUUGUCCGACUCAUUCAUUUCAAAUGUUUCCUAGUUAUAACAUGAGAUGACAAGGCUAGUGUAAAUCCUACGGUCGCUAGUUUUGAUCCUUUUGCGCGAGCCUUCAUUCUUAAGCUAUAAGCGUUUGCUGACAAUUGGUGGAUGUUUUCGUAUGAAUUACCAAAAAGCGAAGGAUUAUCCACUCACCGCGGUGAAAUAACGGAAUUAAAUAUUCGCUCUCACCUGCUGUUUGGGAAGAAACACAAACUUGGCAGAAGUGACAGGUAGAAUAUAUCAGCAAGACACAGCUAACAAAAGUCCUUUGCAGAAUCAUUUUUUGUUGUUUUGUCGCUGAACUUAUUUCCUCUUCUUUCUUUGUUUUAUGUAUAAUGUUUUCUAUACAUUGCUGGUAGAGACUGGUGAAAUUAUGAAACCGUUAUUUUUAACCAUUACUCUCAUAAAGUCAAGUGUUCAAGGCAGGUCUGUCUGACUUUUCUCUAAGAAUCAUGUUUAGCAGCUAACGUCUCAAAGAUUUGCUCUUUUUAUUUUGUUUAUUUCAUCAUCGAUUUGUGUUAACAGUGGUUUACCGUUUGCUUUGACUGCUAAUUCAAGUUUCCAAGAGUUCUAACUAGUAAGUUAAACAUACCUUAACCUUAUCCCUUAGAUUUUGACUUUUGUAAUUUAACCCUUAGCCACUAAGAGUGACUGGUUCCUAUUUUCCCCUUACAAUAUCGCCCUUGAAUCAAAGUUGAAUGUCAUGAGAACAUUUCAUUCAUCAUCUUAAAGUGUCUCCACAGUCUGCAAGGUUUCAUCUGAAAUAUUUGACAUGAUUUUUGCUAAGGAUACUGCAUUUGAUGUCGAUAAGCAAUGGAAAAUUUUGGUCAAUUUAUUUAUAGUUAUGAGGAAUACAUGACCCUUAACAUCUCUGGAUAUUUAGUUAAAUUCUGUGGUCAGUUUUGCGUUUAAGUGUCUAUUGAUAAGCUCAACUUGACCUUACUUGUCACGGUGAGGGUUACCCGUAAAACAGCUUGAAUUGUAUCACUGUGGUUCAUUCCGACGUGAAAAGCCGGAGCCCGGGAAAAUCAACAAAAUUUUACCCACUUCAUAGCUAAAUAGAUAAAGAUUUACACUUUUAGCUCGAAAACACGUUUCCAAACACACUGAUCUUUACGCUCAUGAAUCAAAAGACUGUUUCAAAUGUUCAAAGUUUUCUCUUGUCAGGGAAAAUCUUAAGGAAAGACUGAAUUAAAUGGAAAUCUACGUUAGCUCUCUAACCUUGAAAACAAAGUCCAAACGUCCUCACGUAACAUACUUCAUUGUUCAGAUGUACUUUCCUCUAUUGCGCAAGAGUCGUUGGUUUUUUUUUCAGUAUCGCGUAAGUAACUGCAGUCGUGACGCAGACAAACGGUGCGAGCGCGCGCGUUUCACCAUUUGCGCGUUCGCACGUGGAAAACUUAACUCGAAUUUUAGAGCUCUCGACAGAAAGGUGGAAAUACGUGGUUAAUGGUUGAGCUCUUGGAAUGCAUCUUGCCCUUCCUUGCAGCUGGAAUUUUUUUUCUAAUAAUAGCAGCCGUGUUUUAUUUUUCAGGCAGUGGCUUUUGGUGCGCGGUUCAUCAAACUCGGCGGUCCAGUCCGCGCUGAGCAUGUCAGUAAGUACAGAAGAUUGCAGCAGAUCGAGCAGGAACUGGAGCAGAGAGGUCGCUUAACGGCUCAAGGAAGAACACGUGUUUCCUGUUAUUAAUGAGGUCGAGGAGGAAGAACCGGAGAGCGAACAAAGUUAAAGCCUGCGGGACAUUUUUUGACUGUAAUUAGUUAAAUUCUUUUCGCCCUUCGUCUUUCGCUUUGACGAACAUUUAACGCUAGAACUUCAGUUUUAGAACCUCUUUAUGGUGGCUGAUUUUCAUUAUCAACUCAGUUGAUAAAACUAAAUUAUGUUGUAGUACCCCUACCAACGCAUUACCAAUGUGACAGUUUCUUUAGAAACUUGCCCCUUUUGUUCCUAUAUAAACGCAGGCUGUGAGGUUGUGGUUUUCACUAUGUUUAAUCACUUUAACAAACGGCAGGUGAGUUAAACGUCAACUGCAGUCAGACUAACAGACACAUUUCGUGAGCGCACACAAGGUAUUUAGUGCCAAAUUUAACUUGCGAGUGUCGUUAAACCAAAGAAAUCACUAAAACCAAUGGGAACAAAAUCAACUUGGCAAGGAACCUUUAAGGUAAGGAACUUGAGGUAAAUGCAUCCUAACGCCUCAUGCGCGGAAAAGCGCAGAUUACACGGUCGCGAUUUCUGUAAAAAAUCCAUUUUCAAAAAAAUAGGCUAGAAUCCAAACUCCUCAGAAAACAUGUACUAAACUUGUUGAAUGAGCCACGAUAUUUGGCUAAAAUAAAAACUAAGAAACUUCUUAAAAAAUUCCAAACACAGGGGUAACAAAUUUAUGCGAACGAAAGCUCCAAAUCAUCGAACAAAACUCCGUAGAAUAACAACAUACAUGCAGACACUUUGUCCGGUCCAGCGUGUAUUUGAUGCGUUAGUUUUCUUCGUCAUGUUCACAGGCGAUUCUAUGGUCAUUUCACAAGCGAAAUGAAACUAAAAAGAUGAAAGCGCACGUUUGAUAAUUAUUGUAUAGCGUUGUACAAAGUUAAGUUUCGUUAUCAGUGUAUUUGUGUUUUGGAUUCAGUUGCAAUGAUGUCGUUGCCUGCUACUGUAGUCUAAUUCGAAAAGCGUUCAACUGUGGUUGUCUCGCAAAAUAGCUCUGGAGCUUCCUGAGCUUUUUGCACGACAACGGUAGGAAUUAGAACCCUCGUGUAUAUAGGACGAGUGGGUAAUCACAUUACUAAUGAAAAUAACCGCAUCUGGAU